This is a messenger RNA of Oryza brachyantha (malo sina), 2226 nucleotides long. RefSeq names its product protease Do-like 10, mitochondrial. The record is from RefSeq and is a predicted model, not a curated record. The coding region runs from base 16 to 1851 and encodes 611 amino acids. The transcript is spliced from 8 exons. Gene Ontology annotation, molecular function: serine-type endopeptidase activity; protein binding. NCBI's taxonomy places the organism in Eukaryota, Viridiplantae, Streptophyta, Magnoliopsida, Poales, Poaceae. Gene Ontology annotation, biological process: proteolysis.
GCGAGGCCGCCCGCCAUGCUCGCCGCCGCCCGCUCUCUCCGCCGCCUCUCAUCCUCCUCGUCCCCCUCGUCCUUGUCCCCCGCCUCGCUACGCCGCCUCCUCCUCCACCACCACCCGCCGCCCCAGGCGCCCCCGCUCCCCCGGCCUCCUCUCCCAUACGGCCAAACCCUAGCCCGCGGCCUCCGCCCCCUCGUCGCCGCGCGGCCCGGGUACCGCCGCUUCUCCGCCGCGUCCUGCUCGUCUACGCUCCUCCGCGUCGUGCGCGAAUGCGGCGCGCCGGGCGCCACCGCGAUAACCGAGGCGGAGCGGGGCGAGGAGGAGGGGCGUGAGGGGGAGGAUGGAGGUGAGGCCGACGCUGCGGCGGCGGUGGCGAGGCAUGACACGGACGUGUACGCGGCGGUGGAGCUGGCGCUGGACUCGGUGGUGAAGGUUUUCACGGUGUCGAGCAGCCCCAGCUACUUCCUUCCGUGGCAGAACAAGGCGCAGCGCGAGAGCAUGGGCUCAGGAUUUGUAAUUCCUGGGAGGAGAAUUAUUACGAAUGCUCAUGUGGUUGCGGACCAUACCUUUGUUCUUGUGAGGAAGCAUGGAUCACCUACUAAGUACAAGGCGGAAGUCCAAGCCGUCGGCCAUGAGUGCGACUUGGCUCUUCUGAAAGUUGAUAGUGAGGAGUUUUGGGAUGGGAUGAACAGUUUGGAACUUGGAGACAUUCCUUUCUUGCAAGAAGCAGUCGCUGUGGUUGGCUACCCACAAGGGGGAGACAACAUUUCUGUCACCAAGGGUGUGGUCUCUAGAGUUGAACCAACACAAUAUGCACAUGGUGCUACUCAGCUCAUGGCCAUACAAAUAGAUGCAGCUAUCAACCCAGGAAACAGCGGAGGACCUGCGAUUAUGGGUGACAAAGUUGCUGGAGUUGCUUUUCAAAAUUUAUCAGGAGCAGAAAACAUUGGGUAUAUUAUACCGGUGCCUGUAAUUAAACGUUUCAUCUCUGGAGUAGAAGAGAGUGGUAAAUAUUCUGGUUUUUGUACUCUUGGAAUAUCUUGCCAGGCCACAGAGAAUAUUCAAUUAAGAGAGUGCUUUGGGAUGAGGCCUGAUUUGACUGGAGUGUUAGUGAGUAGAAUAAAUCCUCUAUCUGAUGCUCACCGAGUUCUAAAGAAAGAUGACAUACUUCUUGAGUUUGACGGUGUGCCUAUAGCAAAUGAUGGAACAGUCCCAUUUCGAAAUAGGGAGAGAAUCACCUUCGAUCAUCUGGUGUCGAUGAAGAAGCCUGGGGAAAAAGCGGUUCUCAAAGUUCUUAGAGAUGGCAACGAGCAUGAAUUGAAUGUCACAGUUAGACCUUUGCAACCUUUAGUCCCUGUUCACCAAUUUGAUCAACUACCCAGCUACUACAUCUUUGCUGGUUUUGUUUUUAUCCCACUAACCCAGCCUUAUCUCCAUGAAUUUGGAGAAGACUGGUACAACAAUUCGCCACGCCGACUGUGUGAACGGGCACUGAGAGAGCUUCCAAAGAAAGCUGGUGAACAACUAGUUAUCUUAUCUCAGGUUCUCAUGGAUGAUAUUAAUGUUGGUUAUGAAAGGCUCGCUGAACUGCAGGUAAAAAAGGUGAACGGUAUUGAAGUGGAAAAUUUGAAGCAUCUGUGCAGCCUCGUGGAAGGUUGCACUGAAGAAAACUUGAGAUUUGAUCUGGACGAUGAGCGGGUGAUCGUCCUGAAAUACAAGAACGCGAAGCUUGCCACAUCCCGGAUCUUAAAGCGGCACAGGAUACCAUCAGCCAUAUCGUCUGACCUUGUUGACGAGCAGGCUACUGACGGUGAGGCAACUAAUGGUGAGAUCGAGGCAUCAUGUACUAGCUAACACUUACCAAUGCAUGCUUUAGCUAGGAAAUCUCCUGUGAAGAACUAGAUAUUAGCACGGUUCAUUUUCCAGAGGCAGAUGCAGUGAGACGAGGACUGCCUGGAGCUGCGCUGGUUGCAGCGGCUCCUGUUCGGCCGUCUCAGUUUUGACGCAAGGUGGGGUUUUUUUCCCCUUCAGCAAAUAAGACCCCGAGUUCUUCAGCCUGAUAUGUAAACACACAUUUAUUAUCUUCCCCACUCCCGUAUUUCACAUUCUUUCACCAUAAGUAGCUUCAGAUGAUGUACCAUCACGAAACAAGGCAUAAGAAAAUGGGUUGCAAUUUUUACAGCACAGUGAAAAACUGCUGUUCGUCUCAAGCUUGUCACGCUCUUUACU